GAAUUAUACCUACACCCCGUGACCACGCGGCCGUUCGGUCCUCCCUAUCCAGUCUCCUCCCCUUAUCUGUUUCCCUUCUUCCCCUCCUCCCUUCGACCAAGACCUCGAACUCAACCCAAGAAAUGGGCCAAGAAGAACCCGCCAAAGCCGUGGACAAAGUAGAACGAGACGAAGGAAGAGAAGGAGAAGAUAAAGAGAGAGAGGAGGAGGAGGCGUGCUGCGACUUCUGCGGCGAGGCGAAGCCUCUGGUCUACUGCCGGGCGGACGAUGCGAGGCUCUGCCUCCACUGCGACCGCCAGGUCCACGCCGCCAACUCCGUCUGCUCGCGCCACCCCCGCUCCCUCCUCUGCGACUCCUGCCGCGCCGCCGCCUCCUCCAUCUUCUGCCCCUCCCACCGCCGCCUCCUCUGCACCAACUGCGAUUUCGACGCCCACCGGGCCGGCGGAGUCGUCCAUCAGGACCGCCGCCCCGUCGAGAGCUUCUCCGGGUGCCCGACGGCGGCGGAGCUUGUUGCCGUUCUUGGGGUCGGCGGGGAUGUGAAGUCGGUGGUGGAGGGUGCGGGUGAUGAUGGUGGUGGCGGGUGGUUGGGGGAUGAGGGAUGGAUGUGGGAGACGCCGCCGGUGUUCAGUCUCGAUGAUCUUAUCGUGCCGACGACUUCUUGCCAUGGAUUCCAAGCUAUAGGGAUUCCCCCUUUGCCCAAGGACCGGAAUUCAACAUGUGGAAAACAUAAGGAAGAGAUAGUCCGGCAGCUUCAUGAACUUAUUAAGAAUGAAAUCCAUGUGAUAAAUGAUUAUGAAGAUCUUGAACAAGUUAUGACAUUCCAGACCCUGGCACCACAACAAAAUUUUCAACUGGGUAAUUUGAGUUCUGAUGUUGAUCAUGAUGGAACAUGCAUAGUUGUACCUGCUUGUGAGGAUAAUACACUUCAAUGGAAACACAGUGAUUGUCAAGAGACAACUGAUAAAUUGGCAGCAGUAUUUCCUUAUGAACAAUAUAUAGGAGACUCCUCUAUGGUAAACUUGUUAUCUGUUGGUGAGACUACAGACAAUCAAGCACAUGCAAACGAAGCCAAUGUUGCUGAGCCGGACACAGGGCAUACUGUUAGUAGACAAAACUUACCAUCAUUACCACUUAAGAGUGGAAAUGAGCAUGCUUUCGUCAACCGUGACUCUGUUAUCUCAAGAUACAAGGAGAAGAGAAAGACAAGGAGAUAUGAGAAACUUAUACGGUAUGAAUCACGAAAGCUUCGGGCUGAUAGAAGGAUGAGGAUCAAGGGGCGGUUCGCUAAGGCAAAUGAAGUCACACAAUUGGAAAAGGAUCAAACACCUAAGCUAGGAGACUAAACUUUCCUCGUUGGAGCAUGUACACUGGCACAACUCUCGCUUGUUCUUUAGCCAACUCCCAACCCAAUCAUCUUGCGAGAGUUACAAUGUGAACUAGCUUAUAGGCAGUAUUGUGAUGGUGGUUUACCGUCUCAUGUAGGCAAAACUGUGUUUAAUAUGUUACACAUUAAAAUGUAGAAUGAUGCUAUAACUAAGUGCGGUUGCUGUAAGUAGAAGAACAGCAUUUUUUUUUUCUUGAUGAAAAAUAAUGCUAUACCUGGAAGUGAGAUUAUCCGAACUUUUAUGUAAUGUAAGUCCAUUUACUUUUUGUAUCUAAAA
This is a messenger RNA of Elaeis guineensis (African oil palm), 1661 nucleotides long. RefSeq names its product zinc finger protein CONSTANS-LIKE 13. NCBI's taxonomy places the organism in Eukaryota, Viridiplantae, Streptophyta, Magnoliopsida, Arecales, Arecaceae. The record is from RefSeq and is a predicted model, not a curated record. Gene Ontology annotation, molecular function: protein binding; zinc ion binding.